Aspergillus sclerotioniger CBS 115572 is the source of this 1605-nucleotide messenger RNA. Its product is annotated as carboxylesterase. Bases 1 to 1605 code for a protein of 534 amino acids. The transcript is spliced from 3 exons. NCBI's taxonomy places the organism in Eukaryota, Fungi, Ascomycota, Eurotiomycetes, Eurotiales, Aspergillaceae. The record is from RefSeq and is a predicted model, not a curated record.
AUGAGUUGGACAUUCCAUCUGGCAAUUUUCCUGGGGUACUACGCUUCCUGCGUGAACGGGUCUCCAUGGGUCGAUCUGGGUUAUUCUCGCUACCGGGGGGUGCGACUACCUGUUGGGGCUGAUGAGUAUCUUGGUAUGCGAUAUGCAGCACCUCCCCUUGGUGAAAAAAGAUUUCGGGCACCGGAAGAGCCGGUCAAAACAUCAUCCAUCCAGGAUGCCUUCGAGUUUGGACCAACGUGCAUUGGCGUUGGAGAGGAGAUCAGCCCACUCGUGGGAGAAGACUGUCUGUUCAUCAACGUGUUCACAUUAUCCCACGCAAGCCCCCACUCCAAGUUACCGGUCUGGGUGCAUAUUCAAGGUGGCGGCUACGCGUCCAAUUCUAAUGCCAACUUCAACGGUACGAAAGUUGUUCAGCAAUCGGGUUACGAUCUCGUCUUUGUCAACUUCAACUACCGCGUCGGAGCCUUGGGGUUCCUAGCCAGCGAAGAGGUGCGGCAGGAUGGAAAUCUGAAUGUGGGAUUGUUGGACCAGCGACAGGCUCAAUCCUGGGUGCAGCAACAUAUAAGCAAGUUUGGCGGGGAUUCAGACCAUGUUAUCGUCCAUGGCGAUUCAGCAGGUGCAGGAUCCGUAGCCCAUCAUAUGACAGCAUAUGGAGCCCGUGACGACGGACUCUUCGCUGCUGCAAUUCUCGAGUCGCCGUUCUGGCCCACGCUGCGCACAGUCGCAGAGAUGGAAUUCCAGUACGCGCGAUUGGUGGAUCGCGUGGGUUGCUCUGGUGCAGCUUCUGCAUUAGCAUGUCUUCGAUCCAUGAACCUAACAACAUUGAAGAAAGGCAAUGUGGUAGAUUCAUUUCCCGGAGCUGCCCAGGACCCACCACCGCUGUGGUAUUUUCUGCCUGUCAUUGAUGGCACAAUAGUACGAGACCAGUUGUCAACACUCUUUGAUCGCGGCGAGAUGUUCAAAGUUCCACUACUCGUGGGUGAUGAUACAAACGAGGGAUCGACCUUUGCCUACAACGCUGCCAACGCAUCGGAUAUGUCGCGAUUUCUCAGCGCCAACUACCUAGGCCUGUCAUCUCCCAGCAUGGUCACCAUUCAUAAUGCGUGUCCUCGUAUGCGUCCGGUGCCUGAUCAUGCUGCCUAUUUCCCGUCCGCGUCUGCUGCGUAUGGCGAUGCCGCCUUUACAUGUCCUGGUAAUCAUAUCGCAGCUGCGAUGGCCAACGGCUCCCUACCCAGCAGGGUCUGGAGCUACAGAUACAACGUCCGAUCCCCAGAGCUGAUCGAAGAAGGCCUAGGCGUACCUCAUAUCUUCGAGCUCAGUGCCAUGUUUGGUGUGGGCUUCGCCGGUGAUAGCGAGAUCGCGAGUUACAGCGGCAUCAAUCCAAAUGUAGUCACCACAGUGAUGAACUAUUGGAUUAGUUUCGUGAAGGCGAUGGACCCUAAUCCCCGCAGAAACAGCAACGCACCCUACUGGGAUUCGUGGAGGCCGGGCUCGGCCAGACGGCUCAAGAUUCAGACAAAUGCUACUGGAAUGGAAGCAAUACCGCAGCUUCAGACAGAUCGGUGUUUCAUGUGGAAGGACCUGGCGCUGGAGAUGGAAGUCUAG